UAGGGUUCUGCUAGGGCUCUACUACGGCCUGUAGACUGGCUGGCAUAUCAAGAUGUCAAGUCAAACAACAAUACCGAAGAUGAAAACUACAUUAUUUGCUUUCGUGUUUUUAACUGCAUUUAUUCAAUAUUCAAUAUCGAAAAAGAAAGACAGUUUCGAUGUAAAAGAAUUUUUCGACAAAGAAAAGAAGAAGUUUACAGCCGCUUGUCCUAAAAAGAUAACACCUAACAGUAUAAACCGUUUAAGGUGGACAGCAGAGAUUGACCAAGCAAUUUCAUGUAUACUAAUUGCUCUGGAUACCAAGGAAAAUGAUGGAUUUCAGUGGUCUGCCCUUGGUAUGCUGUACCAGAGGAAAGGACAGUCAUCUCAAGCAGUCUCCUGCUUCAGAUAUGCAUCAAAACUCUCAGGGAAGGUCAGCCCAUUUGUUACCUCAUGGGAUUUUAUUGGGCCAUUUGUCAUUGGAAAAAUGGAGCUUGAUGGUGAUCCAAUGGAACCAUUCGGUGGUAUUUUUGAAGUUUCCAAAAAAAGAAACAACAAAAAUGUUAGAUUUUUCUCAGAGUUGGUACCCAAAGGAGAAAUUCAGUGGAAGACCUUCAAGCAGACUUAUAAUGGCGAAACCAUUAAAAUUAGUCCCCAAGUAAAUUGGAAUGACCUGGUAAACUCCCUUAGUUCCAUGGGGAUUACAGAAUGGCAGGGGUGGGUGGUAGGGGAGUUUGCUGUGAAUGAGAAAGACCAGAUGGUAGUGUUCCAGUGUUUGGAUGUCCACACCUUUUACAUUGAUGGCAGACCACUGACGGGUGAUGUGUACCGUAGAGAUGUGUUCUGGACCACAACCCACCUCUCACAGGGUAUCCAUACCAUCUACAUUCGUCUACGCUCUAAAGUAGCUGCAAAUUUUAAGUGCUCUAUAAAGAUACCACCAUCAAGUUUUGAAGUGCUCACUCCUCACUACCUUCCAGAUCUUGUUAAUGGUCACUUAUUUGGUAAACAUGUUGCACUUCCAGUGACAAAUCAUCAUCAUACAAAAUGGGUUCGUGUUUCCAAGGUAACUGUGACUGACCAAUCAGAUGGAAAUAAAUUGAAAAGUUAUUUGCUACAUUCUGUCAGUAUUGCUCCAGGUCAGACAAUUCCGAUUCUGUUUUCGUUGGAGACUGCAGAUAAUGACAUAUUGCUUACAAAGUGUUCUACUAUAAACAUGAUCCUAUCCAUUACAACAUCUGCAGGAACCAUGCCCUUCCAAAUUAAUCUCCGCUGUAGGAAGCCUGGAGAGUCCUUCCUGUUUACCUUUUUAGACCAUGAUGGAUCUGUACAGCAUGCAGCGGCCAUUGCCCCAAUUGUGGGAUGUGGGGGCACCACCUGUCCUACCGUUCUUACAUUACACGGUACCACAGUCCCACCGCAGAAUCAGGCGGACAGCUACAAGGUAAUGAGGAACGGAGAAUAUGUAUUUGGGAUUCCACAUGCUUGGCUGCUGGCUCCAACACGACAUGGUGCCCAUAACUGGGAGGGGCCUGGCAGUCUCACAGCUAUGACUGCCUUGGACAGACUGGUAUCGCUGACUCACUCCAGUGACUGGAUCUCUGACAAGGCAGACAACUCUAAGGUACUGUUUGCAGGUCAUUCAAUGGGAGGACAUGGUGCGUGGCACCUAGCUACACACUUCCCUGACCGAGCCCUCGGAUUGGUAUCACUUGCGGGGUGGAUUAAGAAGGAGGAAUAUGGAGACAGCAAUCUUUUCUUUAGACAUGAUUUGGCCACAAGUCAUGUAGAUCCUGCCACCAAAUCAGUGAUGGAGGCCUGUAUAGCGGAGAAUGAUGCUGAUAGACAUAUCACCAACUUACAGGACAUUCCUGUAUUUACCAGAAUUGGUGCGAAUGAUCGCACUGUUCAUCCCUUCUUCAUGAGGAGAAUGUACCGACUGUUGAAAGAGAUACAGGUCAUGGUCAACUAUACAGAACUGCCAGACAAGGAGCACUGGUGGUGGGACACAUGGGAGACCAAUGAUGGUGGAGUGGUGAACGACCAACAACUGAGGGAGUUUACAGAUAAUAUAACCAAGGUAGAUGGCAGCUGUGAUGGUGAUGGCUGUGACAUCUCAACAGAAAACAAGUAUAGGAGGAAGGAGGAAAAGUUUGUGUUCACCUGCUACAACCCAGCCCUAGGGGAGGGCCUCAAUGGUUUACAGAUCAUCCAACAGAGGGCGCCCCUUCGCCUCAGUAAAAUAGAAGGAUUUACUAAGAAUGACCAAAUUUUGCUAAAGACAACCAAUAUUGCAUCUUUUGUAAUAAAGGAACCAAAGAUUAGAAAGAUGGAUUGGAAGAACAAAAUGCUCAAAGUUGAUGAUUCAGUUGUGAGCAUUGGUGAUACAAACAAGUUUGAGACUGAUGGUGUUCUUGUUUGCAAUGAAAAAGGUGAUUGGGCGCUGUGUGAUGGAGGUUUGGGCGAGAGAAAGGCCGUGACUUAUGGACCUGCCAGACGUGUUGCUGAACGACCAUUUGUUAUUGUUAUAGAUACAAACUCUGAGUAUGGUAUUGAGAUCCAGAGUCUGGCCGUGUACAUCUCUAACCUGUUCUUCCUAACCUCGGACACGGCAGCUCCCAUUGUCAGACUCAAUGAUGUUACCGACAAAACAAUUGGUGAAAACAAUGUGAUUGUUUUAAGCCUCUCCUCUGAUACACUGGUAGUAGCAGAACUGCCCCCAGACAUAACAGCAGCAGAUUCAGCAAUAAAGCUUGGAGAUUGUAAAUUUACGGAGCCUCGAAGUGGUCUGAUGACACUUGCCCCACACAAGACGUGGAAGGAUGGCCUGGUGAUGUUACUGUUAGCAAACUCUAUAGAGGGCCUGAGGGACAUAGUUUCUCUAGCCACACCUACCAUUCCCCCCAUGACAAGAUCACCGUUUUCCAAUCUACUGCCUGACUAUGUGGUGACAGGACCAGACUUUGGAUGGAAAGGACCUGGUGGUUUUCUGUGUGCCGGUUUCUGGGGAAAUCAUUGGGAUUAUCGCUCAGAUCUGUCUUCAUGUGUAUGUCGUUACUAGGACAGGCUACUGUGUGCCAUCAUAAGAAAUAUUCUGGAUGUUUGCUCAUUAUGUAAUUUGUCUCAAUUAAUAAUUUCGCAAUCAUUACCAAUUUUUAUCAGUGUACUGUAAACAUUUAUGCAUAUUGACUGUUAACUAUCAUUGUUAUUGUGAAAUCAACAACUUAGAAUUAUUGACUGUGAUGUCAUUUUAUCAACAUUAUUCCUUUCUGUGGUUAAUCCUUUAUACUUCUUGUUAUUAUAUGGAUAAUUGUUACAUCUGAAUCUUUGGAUUUCCAUAUUUAAUUCAUCUGUACUUUGUUCUCAGAAAAGUGUAUUAAAAACAAAUAUAGGCAUGAGUGUGUGUAUCAUAGCUGUACUGAAAAACAAAAUUUAGUAGUCAUCAUGGCAGGGGAUUGGUCAAAUAACUUUGCAUGUUGGUGAUCAGUGUAUGCAAAUAGUUCAAAAUAAACAAAACAAGUUGUUGAUAAUCAUGUCAAAAUGAUACUCAGGUAUUUGUUUACCUGUGUACCCAGGUAUGGGUUAACCUGUGUUUGGUAUAAAGUAAUGUUCUCAAUUAAGUUAUUGCAUUUUCAUUGAUAAUGAAUUGUUCUUUUUAAUACUGCUGCCAAUUUACAUAUACUUUUAUCUAUAAUCUUUAAAUCUGAGUCAUUGAUUGACUUUAAACUCAUUCCAAUUUUAAAAUAAAAUAUUUCUUGUA
This is a messenger RNA of Pecten maximus, 3739 nucleotides long. RefSeq lists its product as uncharacterized. The record is from RefSeq and is a predicted model, not a curated record. Lineage: Eukaryota; Metazoa; Mollusca; Bivalvia; Pectinida; Pectinidae.